AUGGAUAAUCCGUUUCAAGUCGACAUUGACAGCCUUUUUAAUCCCUCGAGUAACGAUUCCACCGCCUCGGACAGAGAAAACAUGAGCUGGUCGCCCUGCGAGCAAGACAUGAUGGCGGCCCACCAGACGCAGCAAACUUUCAAAUUCGAACCGAUCUCAGACACAGGCUACAAUCAGCAAGUCGAAUUCGGCUCGAGUUCCGACUACUGUCUGGACUUUUACAAUUCAUCUUCUUCCGGCGCCGAGUUCAGCUCUUCCUCUUCCCAGCUUUGGCGAAACGGGCAAAAUCCGCCCAUCAGUGCGUCCUGGGAGAAUAUGUACGAAAACGUGUAUUCUACUCCGCACAGCAACCUGUACAGCCUCGACCAGCACGUUCCGGAGCAGCCGUCGUUCAGCUACUCGAGCCACCACCACUCGCAUCCUGUCUUCAACGGCUACGGCUUUGAGCAGUCUCCUCAGCUCUCCUGCCGAAGCCACUUCAACGAACAGCCAGACCUCAACAUCCUUUCUUUCCAAGUCUAUCACCCCGAAAAGAAGGCCAAGCGACAGAAAACACGCAAAGUGCCAAAGAAGGCCAUUUCUUGCGAAGAAGCCAGCAAAUUUACGGAGCAAGAUCGCCUGGCCCUGACGCCCAACCACAAGAACUCGAUCCAUCUCUGGCAGUUUCUGGCCGAGCUUUUGAACCAGCAAAAGUACUUGAAGUGCAUCAAAUGGGUCGACCGAGAGCAAGGGAUUUUCAAGAUCGAAGACAGCCAAGAAGUGGCGAAGCUGUGGGGGCUGCGCAAAAACCGCCCGAACAUGAACUACGACAAGCUCUCGCGCUCGAUCCGGCAGUACUACAAGAAGGGCAUCAUCCAGAAGCCGCAAGUGAGCAGCCGACUGGUCUACCAGUUCAGUCCAAAAUUCAAAAGCGGCUGA
Messenger RNA from Oikopleura dioica, 918 nucleotides. NCBI's taxonomy places the organism in Eukaryota, Metazoa, Chordata, Appendicularia, Copelata, Oikopleuridae. The record is from the annotation of a GenBank genome assembly.